AUAAAUUGCUGUCCAUUUGAGCAUUAUUUUGUAGACAGGAGAAGCGGUGAACAAUUGUUUGCUAGGAAAGAUAUUUAUAAUAUUCGGAAUAUGCUUUAUGUAACAGUUCUUAUCGUAUUGGCAUUAAGUUGUAGUGGCGUUGAUAUGUUCAUCCGUUCAACACCACCAGAAAGAAAGGCGAGCAGAAACCUUAUUAAAAAAUGGGGACAGUGGUAUACAUUUAGUGACGUCAAUCAUGACGAGGUUAUAUCAGAUGAUGACUUCGAACAAUUUGACCAUAAUUUCUACGAACGCCUUGGUAAUGUUAAUGAUGGGCAACUGAACACCAUUAAAAGGCGAUUUUAUAGGAUAUGGAAGGAAGUCAUCUUAAAUUACCAGAAAGAAAUCUCGAAAGAUGAUUUUAUAGAGAUGAUGGCGCAAAGAUAUGAUUUGGACCAAAAGGCCUUCACUGAAAUGAUACGUGAAUUUACAAAGGCAUUAUGCAAAGUAAUAGACGUAAACGGGGAUAACUUUAUAUCAGAAGAGGAAUCCAUGACGGACCUUGCUGCAGCGGGACACAAUAAGAUGACAGAAAACAAGAAAUUUUUUAUGACAUUUCAGCCAAAAAACGGAGUGAUUCCUGUAGAAAAAAUUAUCACGGAAUUCGCACGCUCUGUAACUGAGAAGUUUGAGACAAAACCGGAUCUCUUCGAAAAAGCAUACACGGAUCUGUAAUUUAAA
This is a messenger RNA of Ruditapes philippinarum (Manila clam), 720 nucleotides long. Its product is annotated as sarcoplasmic calcium-binding protein-like. NCBI's taxonomy places the organism in Eukaryota, Metazoa, Mollusca, Bivalvia, Venerida, Veneridae. The coding region runs from base 91 to 714 and encodes 207 amino acids. The record is from RefSeq and is a predicted model, not a curated record. The transcript is spliced from 4 exons.